Messenger RNA from Fusarium tjaetaba, 828 nucleotides. RefSeq names its product zinc finger domain protein. NCBI's taxonomy places the organism in Eukaryota, Fungi, Ascomycota, Sordariomycetes, Hypocreales, Nectriaceae. The transcript is spliced from 2 exons. The record is from RefSeq and is a predicted model, not a curated record. Bases 1 to 828 code for a protein of 275 amino acids. Gene Ontology annotation, molecular function: nucleic acid binding; zinc ion binding.
AUGGCGCCCGAAACACCACGAGCAGUCUCUUCGAGACUUCUUACUAUGAAGUUUAUGCAACGGGCAGUAGCCUCAGAAAACUCGUCUCCGGAUUCAGAAACACAUUCAUCCAAGAAAAGAAAGACUGGACAUUCCCCAGCGGCGGGUCGCCUUGACCUGAACAUUGACCAGGCUGCAAUCAAGGCUGCUCUCGAUGCACAAGAAACUAAACGACAAGAGGCUCUGGAGAAGCAUGUUGGGGCCGACACCCAUUGGGUCCUUGACAGCCCAUUUGCUGGGUUGAAAGCUGCAAAUCAGACCAAAGCACCUCUCAAUGUCGUGUAUGUUGGGUAUGGUGAUAUGGAUUCAUCUAACGACUCAGGCGAUAAUGAGGAUGUGCCGAGAAACGGGCGUACUUCGACAAAUAGCUUCAAGAAGACGGCGAACCAGGCAUGUCGAUCACUACCUCAUGCUAAACAAGAAUCCCAGAAGACAUCAGACAACGACAGCGAUAGCGACAGCGAAGAUGAGGACUCAGACGAUGACAAUAAUGCGCCGGCGCAUGGACGAAAGCGGAAGCAAUCCAGUGACAGCCCAAGCCGUUCACGCUCCCGUUCCCGUUCACGGCCAACUGCAGAGAGUACCAAGGCCAAAGAAUUCCGGGAUAAGAGAAAGAAAAAGGAGGUGAAGCUCAGCAAGCCAACGUCAAUAUCCUCCGGUGGUGGCAUUUCCUCAGGAGGCGGGAGCCAGUUCUCUCCUGCUGGAAAAGCCAUGACCUGCUACAAGUGCCACCAGACUGGUCACAAAGCUGUCGACUGUCCUAAGAGGGGCCAAAUGGCCUACAUGUAA